CAUCCUAUAUGUUUAAUAUCCAACAUGGGCGUUUCUUUUGUCGUCUGCAAAGUGUCAAAUACUUUGCGCGCAAGAAAAAUGUUCAGAAGCAAUAAUACUUUUUAGCUCUUCAACAUUGGAAAAUUGUUCAUGAUUUUUAUUAUUGCCAAAUGUUUUGGAGUGAACAUAAGAUAUAUAUUUAUUUGAGAAAAUUGCAAUUUUAUUCGGUGAUGGCUAUGAGUCAGUACCAAAAGGCAUCUUUUCAAGGUAUUGCGACUUUGCUCGAAUAAUUAAGUUAACAUCAAAGAAGAUAAGGUACAUGGCUCUUGUGAAAUUGAAAAUUACAAUUUCAUUCGUUAAAAUAAUAUGAAUCCUAUUUAAAUUGAUAUUAAAGUUCUAUUAACAUCACUAUAAAAUGAAAAGGUUAUGCUUUAUCGCGAAACGAAAAUUAUAAUACUAAAGCGUUUUAAAUAAUAUAAUUGUUUAUUGUGUGAAUUAUAUAAAGUUAUAAACCCCGAGUGAGCAUAUGCUGUUGGCUUAAAAUGUAUAUAAUAUAAAAAAAGUGGAUUGUCUUAUUUAAUAUCAGAAUCAGCUGAUUACUACAUUGACAAAGGAUCUCCAAUACAUUCGAUGUUUUACGAAUGAAGAAUUUAUAUAUUUAGUAUUGAAAAUAAUUAUAUAUAUGAAGAAUAUAAAUAUAUAUCAUAUUUUUCAAUAUAUAGUUUCUUUGUUAUUUUAAAAUAAUAAAAAAAAAAAAAAAUAAAAGAUGUCAGGAAACAAUUCAGCUAUAGUAGGUACACUUAGAGGUGGUAAUCUACAAAAUCGUAAUUCCCAAAGAUCUACACUUUUAAAAGUGGUAAUUUUGGGUGAUGGUGGUGUUGGAAAAUCCUGUCUUAUGAAUAGAUUUGUAUCAAAUCACUUUGAUGAACAUAGUUUUCAUACAAUUGGAGUAGAAUUUCUAAACAAGGAUAUUGAAAUUAAUGGAGAAGCAUAUACAUUGCAAAUAUGGGAUACAGCUGGACAAGAAAGAUUCAAGACUCUUAGAACUCCAUUUUAUAGAGGCUCUGAUAUUUGCCUUUUAACUUAUGCUGUGGAUGAUAGAACAAGCUUCAAAAAUUUAGCACUUUGGAGAUCUGAAUUUCUUUAUUAUGCUGAUGUUCAAGAAGGAUCAACAUUUCCAUUUAUAGUUGUUGGAAAUAAAGUGGAUGUUCCAGAUUCUGAGAAACAAGUUUCCACAGAAGAAGCUCAAGCUUGGUGUGCAGAAAAUGGAGAUCCUCCUCUAGUAGAAACAUCUGCAAAAGAUGCAACCAAUGUUGAAGCAGCAUUUGGUGCAGCUGUUGCUGCUUGGGCACAACUUGAAGCUAGAUUAGAAAGACCAUUAGUAGAAGAUACUGUUGAUCUUUCCAAACAACAAUCUCCUCAUCGUUCAAGUUGUUGUAUGCCUGUGUCUGGUGCUGAGUAGGUUACAGAUAUAAGAUUUUAAAUAUUUUUUAUGUUUUCAUAACAUAAUGCAUGAAACAUUUCUGAAGAUUCACAAUCAUAAUCUAAUUGAAAUGAAUAAUUUUUGUGGUGCAUAAAUGGAGGUUCUGGAAUAAACAUAUAAAAUUUGUUUAUAUGUGGAAGGAGUAUACUAUAUGCGAAUUGUACCAACACUUAUAAACAAUGAUUACUGUAUUUAGGAUAUAUAAGGACAUUACAUUAUAUAUGAAUUUUAUUGUUUUCAUUGACCUAAAUAAUACUUAUUUCUGUUUAAAUAAUUUGAACUUAAUCCUUUAAAAUUAAAUCAAGACCAUUGGCAACAUAAUUACAAAAUAUUUGGAAUAUUCAAAUACAUGAUUAUAUGAUCAUGAAUUGACAAUGAAGAUGAAACUAUUUAAUAUCAUUAUAGUACCAAUUUUGCUGGUAACAUACUUUUUCUUCUAGGUCUAACAAAAUUAUUUGAAGAGAUUUCUUGCCCAUCUGCAAUACUUUCCUCGUAAUAAGGUGAAUUUUAACGAUAAAAGUAUUUUUUUAUUUGUUGCUCAUUAUGUGUUUCUUCUGUUGCCAAUGAACAUAUUUAUAUUUUUAUAAAUUAAAUUCAUACGAUUUUAUUUGUUUUUACAAAUAUUUUUCAGUUUCGUUAAAAUAUGCAAAUUAAAACUAUAUUUACGCGGAAAAAAGUAAUAUUUUAUGGUUAAUAUUUCCAGAAUACAACUGUAAACUGUAAGGUCAAAUUGAACGUCCUACUCGUAUCACGCUUUGUGCAGUUCGCGAGCUACAAACAGUAUUUUAAGUAUUUCGUACACCAUUGGCUUGUGAUAAAAUAAUAAUAGUAAUAAUCACGAUCAUCAACUGCUUUAUAAAUAAGGAAUAGAUAUAAAAUGUAAUUUAGCUUUGUAAUCUAAAUUUGCCUUAUCUUUGCAGCACAAACUAAGAGCAGUGGUAGUAAUAUAUAUUUAUGACAAAAUCUUCUGAAUCAUCUUUAUAUAUAUGAUUUUGAAAUAUCUAUAUUAUAAAACAUACUCUGCUGCUCUUGGAAUGUUCUGCAGUCGAUGUUUAAAGAUUUUCCUACAAAAUGAAUAGUAUUAUAGAUACAUCAAAUAAAGCUUUUUGUACAACCUUGUACGUAUAAAAGGUAUGAACGCAUUUCUAAAGCACUGUAACUUAUUUAAAAGCUACCUAAUACUUUAGUGAUGCUUUACAUACACAAAAUAAAUAAUAUAUAACAUCAUAAUUUUUAAGGAUUAUUUUUAAUAAAAAGGCUUGCAUUAAUUAUAAAUGUGACAUGCAUGCUGGUGCUUUUUGUAUAGCUGUGGGAUAUAUAAAUUUCUGAUUUCUUAUUCAAUAAUCUGUUGGUUCAAGUGCACACUAUAUAUAAAAUUUAACCAUAUCAAAAUGAUAUUUCAUCAAUUUGUAAUAUUCAAGAUCAGUUCUAUUAAUGGAAUACAUUUUAGAUCAUCAAUACUAUAUUCAUCAAUAAUUUUAUAAAAAUAUCUGUACAAUAUAUAUUGCAUGUAUUGUACAAUAUUAUAUUUAUUUUAUAUUUACUAAGUGGCAGUUAAUAGUUUUAUCAUGU
Molecule: messenger RNA, 3034 nt
Organism: Apis laboriosa (Himalayan honeybee)
Lineage: Eukaryota; Metazoa; Arthropoda; Insecta; Hymenoptera; Apidae
Gene: Rab9
Product: ras-related protein Rab-9A
Exons: 2
Coding region: 746-1441 (231 amino acids)
Biological process (GO): retrograde transport, endosome to Golgi
Cellular component (GO): lysosome; late endosome; phagocytic vesicle
Molecular function (GO): GTPase activity; GTP binding
Source: RefSeq, a predicted model, not a curated record